Messenger RNA from Acipenser ruthenus (sterlet), 1392 nucleotides. Its product is annotated as Fc receptor-like protein 2. Gene Ontology annotation, molecular function: transmembrane signaling receptor activity. The record is from RefSeq and is a predicted model, not a curated record. Gene Ontology annotation, biological process: regulation of lymphocyte migration; cell surface receptor signaling pathway; regulation of B cell receptor signaling pathway. The transcript has 11 exons. Lineage: Eukaryota; Metazoa; Chordata; Actinopteri; Acipenseriformes; Acipenseridae. The annotation marks the transcript as partial.
UCUACAGAACGACCCCAGGCUGUCCUGACCCAGGAGCCUGCAUGGACACAGAUAUACGAAUCAGAGACAGUGACACUGAGAUGUCAGGUUCAGGGGGGUUACACUGACUGGAGAUUCACAUGGUACAAAGCUGGGAGGAAUGCUCCAGUAACACAGGAUUACUACAGCAGUAUAGCUCGUGACAGAUACACAAUUAUCUCUGCUACUAGAGACCACAGUGGGGAAUAUACCUGUAAAGGUGAAAGGAGAGGUAACCCAUCGUACUCUAAAACAAGCCAUGCUCUUACACUGAGAGUAUCAGCGGACACUCCGGAGCCUGUCCUGACCCGGGAGCCUGCAGGAGAGAUAUUUGAAGGAGACACAGUCACCCUGAGCUGUGUGGUUGAGGGGGGAUCUGGAGGCUGGAGAUAUCUCUGGUACAAAGACAGGCAGGGAGCUCCAGUGAACCAAACUGACAGCAGCAGUGGAACUGGAGCUGGAUACACAAUCAGUGCUGCUGCUCUGUCCCACAGUGGAGAGUACUGGUGUGGAGCUGGACGGGGCAGGAACACGUCUUACUCACAAUACAGCGAUCCCAUCUGGGUAAAUGUAACUGCUCUGUUCUCCAGGGUGACUCUGACAGCAUCUCCAGGAGCCACAGUGAAGGAGGGAGAGGCUCUUAACCUGACCUGUGAGGCAGCAGUGAACAAAACCCCCCGCCCUGAACUCCACUACACCAUUGUGAGAGACGGGGAGCCUGUGACUAACAGCACUGACUCUGCACUGUACAGCAUAGCCAGCACUGAGAAGAGCCACACUGGGAGCUACACGUGUGCUGUGGAGUCACAGGGAGUGAAGAAGAGCAGCCAGGAGCUACACAUUGAACUGCAAACGUCCUGGCAGAGCGCUGCUGCUGCUGCUGGCUUCAGUGUCGGCUUCUUUGUGAUUCUUCUCAUUGUGUUCACUCUGCUUCUCCUCUAUCACAAGAUCAGAGGUUUCCCGUGUAUCACCGGUGGUAAGAGGAGGAAACGCUCGGAUCAGAACCAGGACCAAGCAGCAGGGGGAGUAGAGCUCUCCAGCCAAGCACAGCAACCUGAUUCUGAAGACAUCGUUUACAGUGUGAUUGACACCAGCAAACACAACAAUACAAAGAAAGAUUCUGAAGAAGUCCUUUACUGUAAUAUUGACACAAGCAAACAAAACAACAAAAAGAAAGUCAAACCUGCAGAGACUGACACUGUGUACUCAGCUGUGAAAAUAAGUGCAGGCAAACCCACUGCAGAUAAUGCAGAGGCCAUGUAUGCCACAGUCCUCCCAAAGAAGAAAAGGAAGUAAAUGAAGGGAGUCCCCAGGAGUGAGAGCCAGCCUGAAUCCAGAGACACUGAGAAGGGGAGCGUGUCAAACUGAAGGAGA